This is a messenger RNA of Bipolaris oryzae ATCC 44560, 2337 nucleotides long. RefSeq lists its product as uncharacterized. The record is from RefSeq and is a predicted model, not a curated record. Lineage: Eukaryota; Fungi; Ascomycota; Dothideomycetes; Pleosporales; Pleosporaceae. The transcript has 7 exons. Bases 1 to 2337 code for a protein of 778 amino acids. Gene Ontology annotation, molecular function: metalloexopeptidase activity. Gene Ontology annotation, biological process: proteolysis.
AUGGACCCCCAUAAUGAGCGAUGCACCGAGUUGCAGUACCCCGACCUGGUCAACUUCUCCGUUUCCGUCUUCAUCGUCUUUGGUAUUCUCGUCUCAUACCUCCCCCAGCACUACAAGAUCAUAUCCCGCCGCUCUUCCCGCGGCCUCAGUCCCAUGUUCGUUCUGCUCGGCACCGUGUCUGGCACGGCCAGUAUCGCCAACAUCCUGACCCUGCCUGAGAGCACAAGAGACAUGGCCUGCUGCAGAGAAAUCGGCACCUUUCCCUGUGCAGCGGCCAUGCUGGGAAUAGUUCAAAUAGCUGUGCAGUGGAGCUGCUUCUUCUUCAUCAUGCUACUAUUCCUCAUCUUCUUCCCCCGAGACGCCCCAUCCAUUGCAGAGGAAGAGCAGGAUUCCGAAAUGCCAACAUGGAAAGAAGCCGUCUUGGUCCUGGCCGUGUCUAUUGCCUUCUUCGUUGUUGCUCUAUUUGGCUCCGUAGUCUUCGUAUACGCCCUCCCGUCCCAUGUCCGCGGCUGGGCAAACUUUCUCGGUCUCCUCGCUACUGUGCUUGCAGCCAUACAAUACAUACCUCAGAUCCUCAUGACUUGGAAAUUGCAAGAGACAGGCAGCCUCUCCAUUCCCAUGAUGUGCAUCCAGACGCCUGGCAGUUUUGUCUUCGCUGCCAGUCUAUAUGCACGCUUAGGGCCGGCGGGCUGGAGUGCAUGGGGCUUGUUCAUCUUUACCGGCAUUCUGCAAGGCUUCCUACUAGCCAUGGGUAUUUCUUUCGUUCUGAGGGAUCGCAAAGCCCAGCAAGCCCAGAUGGUAGGUCAUGCUAACGGAAACGGGGUUUCGGAAGGUAGUGAGCGCACCCCUCUGCUAAAUGCCGUCAUGAAGUUUUCAAGUGCAAUCGCCCUUGCGGGCGCGGCGCAAACAAUGGCCGCAGUCAGACCUCGCCCUAUUGUCUCGUCAGGAGCUAUUCAGGACCAGAUCACAAGCGAAAAGUUGAUGGGCAAUCUGAAGGCAUUCGACGCGAUUGCAAAGGCCAAUGGUGGAAACCGUGCGUUUGGUCUUCCUGGCUAUGCAGCCUCGGUCGACUACAUACUUGAAAAGACACAAAAUACACAUUUCAAGACAUGGACCCAGGAUUUCCCUGCUCUGUUCAACCGAGUCGAUUCCAUCGAUUUCACGGUGAGCAACACCUCGUACCGUGUUGUAGGAUUGACGUAUUCUCCCUCUACCCCACCGGAAGGUCUGACGCUUCCGCUCGCGCUGGGUGCUACCGGAGCUGCGGGCUGCACAAAAGAGGGAUAUAGCAAUCUGGACGUAAAAGGAAAGAUUGCUCUCGUGCAGCGCGGCUCAUGCCCAGACGGUACCACAUUCGCCGGACGCAUGAAGGCAGCUGCAGCCGCAGGUGCAUCAGCCGUCGUUAUCUACGCCAGUGAUCGGUCCAAUGUCACUGGCGGAACCCUCUCCAACCCCAACCCACUCGAGUACGUCUCGACUGGGUACAUCAACCUCGCUGACGCCGAGCCCAUUGUUGCCCGGCUUACCGCCGGCGAGACUGUCGAGGCCCACUUUCAGCAAACCCAGGUUAUCGAGGAACGCAUUACACAGAAUGUCUUCACCGAGACCAAGGACGGUGAUCCCGAAAAUGUCAUCAUGCUCGGCGCGCAUCUCGACAGUGUCCAGGCCGGUGCAGGUAUCAACGACGACGGCUCCGGCAGCACCCUGAUUCUCGAAAUCGCCCGCGCCCUUCGCAGAUUCAACGUCAAGAACAAAGUCCGCUUUGCCUGGUGGGGCGCCGAAGAGAACGGCCUCCUAGGCUCCAAAUACUACACCCAGAACCUCAAUGCCACCGAGGCCAACAACAUCCUCACAUACCUCAACUUCGACAUGGUCUCCCGUGGCUACUUCGGCGUCUUCGACGGCGACGGCAGCACCUACAACCUCACCGGCGCCCCCGGCUCCGACGCAAUCGAAAAGCUCUUUGUCGAGCACUUCACCAGCAAAGGCGUAAAUGUAACCGCGGCCCGCUUCACUGGCGGCAGCGACUACCAAUCCUUCAUGAACAUCGGCAAGCCCGUCGGCGGCCUGCACACCGGCACAGGCGUCGAGCAGGACCCUUGCUACCACCAGGCUUGCGACACAAUCGACAACCCUAAUCCUGAAACUCUAACUAUCAACGCAAAGGCCGCCGCACACGUCCUUUCCAUCCUCGCCACCCGCGGCGAAACAAUCAUCCCCAAGAGCCCCAUCAACACCACCAUGAUCACCGCCCGUGGUAUCAUCGGCGUAGAAUCCAGGUGGACUGUCCCCGAAGAAGGCGAAAAGCACCUCGCCACAUGCGGCUACGAAAUCUAA